Messenger RNA from Actinia tenebrosa (Australian red waratah sea anemone), 3355 nucleotides. RefSeq lists its product as uncharacterized. The record is from RefSeq and is a predicted model, not a curated record. NCBI's taxonomy places the organism in Eukaryota, Metazoa, Cnidaria, Anthozoa, Actiniaria, Actiniidae. Gene Ontology annotation, biological process: actin cytoskeleton organization; regulation of ARF protein signal transduction. Gene Ontology annotation, molecular function: guanyl-nucleotide exchange factor activity.
AAAAUGGCGGGUGCGAUGUGCACUACAACACCUUGGCAAUCACUGCAAAUCACUAAGUAUUUCUCUUAACCAUUCACUCUAAACACCGCUAAAAUGACUUCACAAAGCUCAACUAAAGAAGCCCUGACCAUUGUCGACAAGCUCAAACAAUGUAUCCUAAAGCAAGACCAAGUGAUUCGCGCGAAAAUCUCCGAGAACGUUGCUCUGAAAGACAAAAUUUUAGCCUUAGAGAAGGAAAGAGAGCAACUGAAACGCCAAAUACUGGAGUUGAAAGGUGUAGACUUAGCAGCCGUGGACUGUACUGUUGUGGAUAUGAACCACGGACAAAGCAGUGAUGACCAAUCAACACCAGAAGGAUGUAAUGCAAAUUUUACGCCAUCAUCACCUGUCAUCACAGUUCAGAAACCCGAAGAAGAUCGACCUAAAUCAGUGUCAUCUCCCUCAAAAGGCGGCAUAAAGGGAUCUCCCAGCAAGGGGAAAUCCAGAGAGGCUAGCGUUAAAAGAAAUGAUAGUCUUAACCGAUCCAAAUCUUUUAACAAGAAGUACGAACUAUCACCAGAUCUUCAAGAAAGAAGCUUGAUGCUGCUUGAACGAAAAUAUGGAGGCAAAGAAAAGGCUCAUCGCUCGGCACAGAUUAUCCAAAGUUAUUAUCGAAAGUAUAUGAUGGAUAGAAGGUUUAAACGAAUUAGAGCAUACUCUGAAACUCCAGACAAAUUACUUAGGGACAAGUCAGAUAGCAACCCAACAAAUGUUGAGAAAAUGUCAUACCAGGCAACACCAGUGCUGCGUUUGGUGAAACUUGUUGAUGAUAGAAAUAAGAAAGUUCGUUCUACUUUAAUUAUCGAUAACAUUACUCCAUGCCAUGCGGCAACUCCCGCAAACUUACAACCGCGAUUGGAGUCAGUUAAAACUACAGACAGUGCUUCAGAGACUAAGCUAUUAUCAAGUGACGAAAAAUCCCCUGUUAAUAGUCUGAAUGUGGAAGAUGAAAGACAAAGUGUGAGCGUUAAUGAACAUUAUGUUAAAGUAGAGAUGAUUGAGCCUGUUUGUAGUAGUCCUGAGGUGUUCACACCUGAUUCAACACAUUUUGCAAAUGGAGAUGUCCCUAGGACUAGGAGACAGACUACAGGAGACGAAAGUGAUGAAUCAACUGAGGAUUUCAGAAGAAACAUAGCCGACUAUUCCAGUGUUGAUAGUUUGGAUGGAGUCUGCAUGUCUUCCACAGCACUGGAUAAAGAUUUAGAUACUAUUAGUGUUUCAUCGGACUUUGAUAAUAUCCGUGCCUCUUCACCCAAGCCACAAAAACUGGAAAUGAGAAUAGGAAUAAACCAUUUCAAUAGGAAACCAGAGAAAGGAAUUGACUAUCUCAUAGAGCAUCAAGUGUUGGAUGAAAACCCAGAGACAGUAGCAAGGUUUCUGAUAUCAGAGCAUGGAAUCAGCAAGCAACGACUUGGCGAAUACUUGGGCAAUUUACAAAAUGAGUUUAAUAUGUCAGUUCUAAAAUGUUUUACUGAGAGCCUGGAUUUCACUGGAAUGGAAAUAGAUGUUGCAUUGAGACUUUACUUGUCACAUUUUAGGCUUCCUGGUGAAGCACAGAAAAUUGAAAGACUUAUGGAAGUGUUCUCAGAGCAAUAUAUUAACUGUAACCCGACUGAAGAUGAGUCAGCACAAGACAAGAUUCUAAUCCUGGCAUUUGCUAUUGUGAUGCUCAAUACUGACCUGCAUAGUCCUAACGUCAAGAAAAGAAUGACAGAGGCUGACUUUAUACGUAACCUGGAAGGUGUUAACAAUGGGCAGAAUUUCCCUGAGGAGAGCUUAAAAUCAAUAUAUAGUCGCAUAUUAAAGAGAGAGUUCACUCCAGCAAGAGACCACGUUACCAUGACAAUAAAACUGGAGAAGAAGAUAAUUGGCAAGAUGCCGUGGACGACACUUGCUGCCAUUCAUCGCUACCUUAGGAUGUCUACAUCGAUAUUUGAAGUACCCGAUGCACACAAAAAGGACAAGAAACAUGAAAGAGUAAUAUUCCUGUUCAAUGAUCUACUUGUUGUUACGAAGGAGAGAGGUAAACCAGGACAGAGAGAAGGAUUUCAUUUCUACAGCUACAAGUAUUCUUUUCCUCUUGGUGGAGUGAAAAUAUCCCUUUUCAAUAAUGAUUACUAUCAGUAUGGCAUUCAGCUCUACUCAAGAAUCGAAGGCAAGGUCUUAGCAACAUUUAAUGCUUCUGAUGAACGAUCAAGGAAAGUGGUAGUAGAUGAAAUGAUGGAAUGUAUAGAUGAGACCAAUGCUAUGGAGUCUGACAGGAUAGCAACAGAGAAACAAAAACAAGCAGCCAAAAGAAUGGAGCGUAACCUAGGCAACAUGACCCUGCCACACCCCAAGAAAAGUCGAGGAAAAACAAAGCCAUCUUGUGAUGCCAUCAGUUUACUUGACGUCUCAGUCAAUGCUAACUCACUAAGUACUGGGGACCUUGCUUCAACGAAACAGCUCUCCAGCUCCUUGUUAAACAUCAGUGAUGGAGAUAUCUCAUUUUCAUCAGAGCCUGAAGGAUUCAAGAGAUGCAACAGUUCAUCGUCUUUAGACAGUGCAUUUGUGGAUGGGGAUUCUAACCAGGGAUCUUCUCCUCGCACCUCCAAUGUUGUCUUAUCUUCACCUAAAACUGGUCUUUUCAAGAAAUUGCGAGCGCGCAACACAGCAAAGAGUUUGAACCGUGGCUCACCUGGUGCAAGCCCUAAUUCAAGUCCACAAGAAAGAGCUAGAAAAAUCAGUAAUCCGUCUUAGGAUGGAGAAGAUGAGAAGAUAAAAAAAAAAAGACUAUCUAACUCUUUGUUGGUAUGAUAAGAGAGCAAUAGGGCUUGGCUUUCUGGUUGAUAGACCUAAAAUCACAAGACAACAAGAGAUGAAGAGGUUACAAUAAAUGACUGUAAGUGCUGCUUAAGCGACCCGAUUAAUUAACAGGCAAACUCUUCUAUCUGUGAGCUGCACACUGAAAUUUGGAUUUCACUGCCGUCAAUUAAAUAUAAUCAGUCGGUAGCUUUCAUAGUUCUGACUGGCGGCAGCGAAAAGCCAAAUUUCAGGUGCAGCUCGCAGCUACCAAGUUUGCAUGUUUAUGAAAAUGGCAGUAGAUGAACACAUCACCCAAUAAAUACCAUUAUUCUAAUGCCAAAAGAAAGUAUGCCAUGGGCUGUGAGAAACCAUUCAUUUGUUCUAAUCAGAGGUGAGUGGUCAUCAAGAAGUAGACCUUGUUACUAACUUAUAUAGAGGAUAUUACAUGGGCGCGCGGAGAUGCGUAAUUUAUCUUCGAGUUUUGGAAAAGAUCUCUCAUGAGUGAGCGCAGCAAACGAGUGAGAGAUUUUCA